Saccostrea cuccullata (small rock oyster) is the source of this 573-nucleotide messenger RNA. RefSeq lists its product as uncharacterized. Lineage: Eukaryota; Metazoa; Mollusca; Bivalvia; Ostreida; Ostreidae. Bases 1 to 573 code for a protein of 190 amino acids. The record is from RefSeq and is a predicted model, not a curated record. The transcript has 3 exons.
AUGUUUUACGGAGCCGGAUCUGCGAGUCUCGGGUAUCCUUCGGAGGAGUUCGGAGGAAUUGUUUACGGAUACACGGAGUCUGAAGUACUGAUUUGGACACCCACUGGUCCGUCUGGUCACCUUAUUUAUAUCAAUGGCGUCUGGGGUGAUGGGAUUGAUAGCAUGCACGUUGACACCGUAGAGAUUACAAUAAAAAUCAUCCAUAGUUAUAUUUCUGAGUGCGCCUCACCUCCGGAUAUUGUUAACGCAGUAAAGGUGUAUAAUGGUGUUCGAAAUGGAAGUCUGGUGUCCUACUGUUGCCUGCCGGGAUAUGUCAGCAGUGGGGAAUUUGAUGUUUUACCAUGUAAUGCGCUGGCAACAUCAGAAGUCCUUUUCAGCUCAGUUGAAGAAAUUGUACGCGAUUUGAAAAUUCCAAAAAGAAAUACAAGUUCAUAUGACAGAAGUCUUAUGUGUGCCUUUGAUCCGCGCCAAAGUUCAAUGGCAGUCAGAAGUGUAGGAGUCGUCAUAUUGUUCCUGGUUGCUGCACUACUAAACAUAGCUGAUAUUCAUACAUUUCUGGAGGGCAGGAUGUAG